CUCUUUCUCCCUCUAUCUCCCUGCGUUGGGACCACGGUUGGGACCAGCACAGCGGCAGCGGAGUGGCGGCCAUCUUGAAUACCUGAGCCUCCGCAUUGCUCGCUCCUUGAGGGCAAAAGGUAUCUCGGCAGGAGAGUGAGAGGAGGGGAAACGGGCCCCGGUAUACCGACGCAGAGGGUCAAAGCUACAUCGCCGAUGGGGUAACAAGGACGGAAGACAUCUCGCCGAAGAAUGCUCUGCGGCAGGGGCCUGGGACCGCCAGUCGAGUCGGGUCAGUCCCCAAGAAAGGUGAUUUCGUCAAGGCCCACAAUUGUCGGACCCACGUUUCACGUGUCAAAAAAUGUCGCCUUUCUUCAACGGAUACGGGACAUCGCGAGCCGACGAAAUCUGAGCGAAUAUUAAAUAAUAGAUUUCACUAAUUCUGAACGCGACUAGUCGCGUUAUCGCAGUUCUAUCGUUCGCCAAACUAAAGCCGACGCGGAAAUACCAGGUGGAAAUUAGAUUGAUAAGCGAAACGUAAAAUAACGAACUACCCCUUUUAAUUACAGUGUGCUGUGAAAAGUGAUACGGAUAUAGCUUCUGUGAUACCGACAAUUUACAGUAUCCAAUUUCGGAGCGUUUUUAAUCGCACUUUACGAUGGAUUGCAGGUGUUGUUGUCGCCGGUAACAUACGAGGAUGUUGCUUGGAGUGUGUUACGAGAAAACUCCUUGGUGACGGUUAAAAGAAACUGUGCAAUCGACCCGCAGCAAUUGGAUAUUAAAAAUUUACCUCCUUUGUUAUUUUUUAUCUCCUUGCCUUUUUUUCUUUUUCAAUUUUUUUCUUUCUAUUUGUUUUUUUCGUGUGUGUGAAUUUUAUUCGCGGAGUGGUCGGUGCAAGCGGCAGGCAAUUAAUCACGUUCGAUCUCCGAAAUCCCAUCAGCUAUAGAUGUAACAAAUCAAACAGAAAAAAGUCGAUUAAAAUCUUGUACAGGAGCUCGGUGCGGGCUGAAUUAAUAAUUUUUCCUACGGAUUGCAUCGAAGGUUACGCGCUUCGAACGGAUGCUUAACAAGAAUAUCUGAUAAUCCAUAUGCUCGGCGUUCGAAAUACUGCCCAGCUAGUAAUAAAUUGAGAGAUGAUCCCACUAAUACCGUCGCAGUUCGCCUCGGCAUUAACGUAUUCUUAUUACACGUUCGACGACGAGAUUAAUGCCGAUUGAAAAUGAGUCAGUUAUACGAGGACUGAGUUAAUCCGGCGAUCGUGAUCACGCGAAACGCGAUCGGAAUCCCUUCGUCCAUCGGCGGUCCGUGAAAACAAACAACCGGUAAAGCCCUAGGUGAUCUACGGCGAAGCUCGAACAUUACACUAAAUUUUUCGGGAAUAGUCUUUCGGAGCAUUGCCUUAGUUUAUGGGUAGAGCGAUUAAUCGUUUGAAAGAGCAUCUGCCGUGAGUCGGAAAUACCAUUAUAAGAUAGGGGGCGAAUUGAUCUUGGCUCCUAGACUCUUGAAAAUCCCAUUAAAUAGAGAAUAAAAAGUAGAAAUAAAAAUAAAAAAAAAAAAAAAACUGAAAGGUGAAGCAAGAAGAGUGUCGGAACGAGCAGACGCGCGAUAGCAGAAGACGCGAGAGCGCGAGGUGCGGCCGUGCUCGUUGCCGGUGGGUCAGUGCCCCCACUCCCUGGGGAAUUCUUGUUCCGUGUUUACUUGAAUUUUAAAACUCCUAUAAAAAGACUGCGCCUACACUGUGCUCGACCGAGCGCGGUAUUCCGCGUAAUUUUCUUACCCGAUGACUAAAUAUAUUGUAUAAAUAGUCGUAAAAAUUAGUAAGAUGUUCAUCGUCCGGAGGAAGGGAACCUCCGUUGUAAAUUGAUGCCCAAUAUAAACCUCAGAUUGCAGUUGCGUAAUCGUAACAAUGCCGUUAACGUGACGGAGGAGCUGACGGGGUACCUUAGAAACAAUGAGAGACCGAUACCCGGUGAUAAUGAAGUGCGACAGGUAGUAUCGCGUUGACUUUGUGCCGGGUGUUUUUCACAAACACUGCAGUGUAUAUCGAACGAGUGGUUUCGGGGGUGAAGCGAUGGACUCGUUAACAAGACUUUUAGUCCUAGCGUUGGCGCUGGGGCUUCUAAUCACAGCUGAUAAUGGCGUCUGUGAGGCCCAAGAUAUCGAGAAAUACGUUUCCCGGUAUGUCGCGUCGAGUUUGCCGCAAAAAGUUGCUCGCCUAUUCCCAAGAAGAUCACCCAUGUUACCGCAGGACGGUUCCGGCAUGGGUCUGGCCAUGCAGAGCAGAGCGGUGGAUACCAGAGUCCAGCUAGAAGUGAGCGAGGGUGAGCCGACGGGGACUCUGGUCGGUUCGAUUCCCGUCAAACCCGAGUUCACCUACAGAUUCAACGAACCUCCCCAGGAGUUCACGCUGGACCCGGACACGGGUGAGAUUCGUACAGCGAGAGUCCUCGACAGAGAAGCUUUGAGCAGCGACAGAUAUGAUCUGGUGGUCUUGUCCAGCCAGCCAACGUAUCCGAUCGAAGUGCGGAUAUUGGUAUUGGACGUGAACGACAACGAUCCGGAAUUUCCGGAACCCGGAAUAGCGGUCACAUUUUCGGAAUCCGCAGCCGCCAAUACGAGACUGCUGUUGGACGCGGCGACCGACAAAGACACCCCGGAGAACGGAGUUGCCGACGAUUAUUCGAUCAUCGACGGCAACACCGAUGGAAAAUUUCGUUUGGUCGUUACCGCGAAUCCCACCGGCGAGACGUCCUACCUCCACCUGGAGACGACGGGGAAACUCGACAGAGAACAGGUGGAGUUUUACUCGUUGAACGUGUGCGCCAGGGAUCGCGGAAGACCCCCGAGGUUGGGAUAUCUUCGGGUGAACGUAACGGUUCUCGACGUCAACGACAACCCGCCCAUAUUUCAACAGAGCGAUUACGUGGUGGCUCUGAACGAAAGUGCACCCGCCGGAAGUCUGGUACUUACGGUUCACGCCACGGAUAAAGAUCUCGGCGACAAUUCGAAGCUUACCUAUUAUCUCCCCGACACGGAAAGGCAGUUCACCAUCGACCCGGAAACUGGAUCUCUGGCGACUACCGAGCCCUUGGAUUGCCCGCAGCAGAGUUGCAACUUGACUCGUCCCGGCGGUAGUUGUCCGAAAAGUUGCGUAAUCACGGUAUUCGCGAGGGAUCACGGCUCCCCGCGUCAGGACGGCAGAACCUACGUCACCGUUAAUUUACUCGACGCGAACGAUCAUGAUCCUGAGAUAAAGUUCAGCUACUUUCCGACGACCGCCGGUUUCGCCACGGUCGACGAGAACGCCGUGAGAGACUCGAUAGUCGCCGCGGUGGCUGUAAUCGACAACGACGAGGGUCUCAAUGGCGAAACGAACGUUGAAAUACGGGCGGGUAAUGAACUGGGUCAUUUUCGUUUGGACAACACGCAGAGCUUCGAUAUAGUCAGAGUGAAUGGGAGGCUGGACCGCGAGGAAAUUCCCAAGUACAAUCUGACCGUAGUGGCCACCGACAAAGGGUCACCGCCCAGAUCAGCGACUGCCUACCUCGUCAUCCACGUGAACGACGUCAAUGACCACGAGCCGGUGUUUCAGCAGAGCGAGUACUCAGCGGUAUUAUCGGAAUUAUCUCCCCCGGGAAGUUUCGUGGCCAGUAUAUCGGCAACGGACGCCGACUCGGGGUUAAACGCCAGGAUUUACUACGACUUCGACUCUGGAAACGAUCAGGGCUGGUUCGCGAUCGAUCAGGAUACCGGUUUAGUCACGACGAAGGCUACUCUAGACAGGGAGAUACAAGGUAGCGUGGAAUUGCGAGUCUCCGCAAGGGAUGGUGGACCGAAUCCGAAGUACGCCUCCACUCAUCUCAGGGUUACCGUGCUCGACGAGAACGACGAGACACCGAGAUUCGCGGAGGCCGUCGUUCGCGUCACACUGUCGGAGAAUACACCACCUCACAGUCUCGUGGCGACGCUGACAGCGGUGGACAACGACCAGGGUACCAACGGCAGUGUGGCCUACAGUCUCCAUCCGAGCGUCUCGAGGGAUUAUCCGAAAGCCUUCGCCCUCGACGCUUUGUCCGGUCAGCUGACCACGAAGACGUCGCUGGACAGAGAGAUGGUGGCGGAAUACGCGAUAUUGGUAGUAGCCAAGGACCAAGGAACACCACCGCAAUCGUCCACCGCCACCGUUCUAUUGACCGUCGAAGACGUCAACGACAACGCACCGAUAUUCUACCCCCAACGCUACCUGUUUCCGGUGCCCGAGGACGCGUCACUGGGUACUUCCGUUGGUAAGGUUACCGCGACGGACGCCGAUGCCAGAGAGAACGCCCAGGUCAGAUAUUCGAUCGAGUCAGGUGGCGAAGGACUUUUCCUGGUCGACGAACGCACCGGAGAUCUGACCCUCCAGGGUUCUCUGAGGGCAGCUAGAAAGACUCUUUACGAACUGACGAUAUCGGCCAGAGACACGGGUGACAAAAAAGCCGCGAGAGACGCGAUCGUCGAGAUCCUACGCGAAGAGGAUCUCGAGCAACUCGAAUUCGACACUUACAGCGGUUACGAGUUCCGUGUUCCCGAGGACAGAGGCGAGUGCAGCGACAUGCCUUCCGGUAUCGGUCGCGAUGUCGGUUCCGUACAGGUCGCCAGGUACGGUAACGCCAAAGUCACUUAUUCCAUAGUCUACGGCGACGUCAGGGGCAGUUUCAAGAUCGACGAAAAUUCCGGUACCAUCAGCACCGCGGGGUGUUUGGACCGUGAGCAAAUCGCUUACUACAGUCUCCAGGUAGCCGCACGAGCCGGUCUAGCUCACGCUCAGACUUACGUGAACGUUACGGUAUUGGACGUCAACGACAACGCCCCGAAAUUCCCGAAGGGCGAGCGCGGCGACGAGGUGUCCUUGAAGGAGAACGCCGCUGUCGGUCAGGAGGUAUGCCUGGCCAGAGCUAGGGACAAGGACGCGAGCGCGAACUCCAGAGUGACCUACGCCCUCACGCACAAUCCGGGUGGACAAUUUCGAGUGGCGCCGAACUCCGGCAUCAUAUACUUGGACAAGCCCAUAAGAGCGCCGCCCGGAACGAUCCUGCACGUCGAGGUGACCGCAACGGACGCCGGAAGCCCAUCGCUGUCGGCGCAGCAUCAGAUCAGGGUGACGAUCGAGGACGUCAACGACCACACGCCGGUCUUCGAACUCACCAGUUACGAAACAUCCCUGCUGGAGUCGACGCCCGUCAACGAGAGAUUCUUCGCCCUCGUCGCGUCCGACGCGGACCUCGGUCCGAACGGUCGGGUAUUGUACAGCGUUACCGAGGGGAACUCCGAAGGUCGUUUCGGUAUAUUUCCGGACGGGCAGCUGUACGUGAAAAGCGCACUGGACCGGGAGGAACAAGAUUACUACGCCCUCGAAGUGACCGCCAGCGACCAGGGAAACCCGCCGAGGAGUUCGAUGGUACCGGUCGUCGUGCACGUGAUAGACGAGAACGACAACGCGCCGCAAUUCACGAAUUCCAGUUUCAUAUUUCACAUACGCGAGAACGAACCGCCGGACACGUUCGUCGGGAAAUUGUUCGCCAUCGAUCACGACGUCGGCAGAAACGCGGAGUUGACGUUCUCCUUGCCCCAAACCCAGCAAGAUUUCAUCGUCGAUCCAAGAAACGGAUUCAUAAAAUCCCUCCACGUCUUCGACAGGGAAUCCCUGGUCGCGAAUACCGGUGGUAGUUACGUAACGUUGGAGGCCACGGUCACCGACAACGGAAUCAACCGUCUGAGGGACAAGGUCAAGGUCACCAUUUACGUCACCGACGUGAACGACAACGCACCCCAGUUCCAGAGGAUACCGUACAGAGUACAGGUGAGCGAGGGAGCCGCGAUCGGCACCCAAUUGUUGAGAGUUUACACGACCGACGCCGACGAGGGUCUGAACGGCGACGUCUUCUACUCGUUGGAAGUUGGCGAUCAACGCGAGUACUUCGGCAUAGACGAGGCUACCGGUCAAAUUUCUCUGGCUCGCGAGUUGGAUCGCGAAACGAUCGACGCGUACGCGCUGACGGUGGUGGCGCACGACGCCGGUCUGGAGAUACAUCUCUCCUCGAGCGCUCUGGUCCACAUCGAAGUGUUGGACGAGAACGACAACACGCCGCGUUUCGUUGACACGAAGUCAAAGAUUUCCGUCCUGGAGACGACGCCGGUUAAUACGGAGCUGGUGAGAUUCAAGUCCGAAGACGCCGAUCUUGGCGCCAACAGCGAAUUAACGUUCGCGAUAGCGGCCGGUAAUCGCAGGGACGCGUUCCACAUCGACCCUUUGACGGGUGCGUUGUACUUGCGAAAACCUCUUGAUUACGAAGAGUUGGAUAAUUACUCGUUGAACGUAUCGUGCAGCGACGGUGGUCAUCCGCGACUGACUUCGGUGACGACCUUGAAAGUCGUCGUCGUCGACACGAACGACAAUCCCCCCGCCUUUCCGAACACCGCUAUCGUUCGUCAGAUACGCGAAGGAAUACCGGUUCACACACCGAUCGUCACGGUGACCGCCGAAGAUCCAGAUUCCGAUGAAAAUGGUCUGGUGAACUACGCGAUCGCUAGCCAAGACCCAGAGGAUCAACGGCGCCAUUUCGGUAUCAAUCCUUCGACCGGCGUGAUCCAUACCCUGCUGCCGAUCGACCGUGAAGAAGUCGACACUUUCAAACUGGUGGUGGUAGCCACCGACAGGGCACAGCCGAUCUCCAAGCGACUGUCCGCCGAGAAGUUGGUGACCGUGAUCGUCGAAGACGUCAACGACAACGCGCCAAUAUUCGUCAGCAUGUCGGCCGCCGUCUUGCCAUCCAGAGGUAAUUUGAACUACCAACCGGGGAAGGAGGUAUCGGUGGCGCAACUUCUCGCCAGGGAUUUGGAUUCCAGUACGAACGGUUUGGUGACCUACGAACUCCUGCGAUCCGGUCCGAACUACGCGGAUACUUUCAGGGUGCACCGAGGCACCGGACUAUUGACCAUGAGACUUCCGAGGUCGUUGGACAGCUUCGAGCGUUCUUCGAGGUAUCAGGUGGGGGUGCGGGCGACCGACGAGGCGGUCCAGGCGGAGCGAAGGUCAUCGGAAACUUAUUUGACACUGAUAGUGCCCGGUGAGGAUGACGAGAGACCGGUGUGGGAACACCAAGGUCAAGUGGAGGGUAGUGUGUACGAAAACGAGGCUGCCGGUGCCUCCAUAUUAAAAGUGAGUGCGCGUAGUCGGAGGUCCAACAUUGACCUAGAGUAUUACGUUACAAACGUGACCGCGGCAAGUGGUGGUCCUCAGGUAGACAGGUUGUUCGACGUGGAUACGAAGAGUGGCGUACUAUCCACCGCCGCUGCGUUGGACCGCGAGGCUGGAGUUCUAUGGUACGAGGUUGAAGUUUACGCCAUCACCGUAGGUGGAAAUCGACCGAGCACAACCUCCACGAAGGUCAAAGUUACGGUAUUGGAUAAAAACGACGUUGCGCCUACGUGGGGAGCCGGUCCUUGGAAGUUCGACGUCUCCGAGGAAGCGCCACCCGGUACUCUGAUAGCGGCUCUACGCGCUCACGACCCCGACACCAUAGGGACCUUGAGGUACACUCUGGUACCCCGUCCGGGAACGUCCCACACCGACGAAGAGACGGGUGGAACCAACGGCAAGGAUAACGAAGCGGAUGGCCAGUUCAGUUUGGACCCCUCCACCGGACAACUGAGGCUCGCGGAAGCGCUUGACAGAGAGACGAAGGAAAAAUAUAUCCUCAGAGUUCGUGCGGACGACGGAGUCCAGUACACGGAUGUCACUCUGACGAUCCAGAUAACGGACACGAACGACAAUGCCCCCACAUUCCAGGCCAUGGCUUACUCCUUCGACGUUCCUGAGAACGCCCUAAGAGGAAGUCGCGUUGGCCAGGUGGUCGCCACUGACAUCGACGCCGAAGGGCUCAACAGCCAAAUGAGCUACGCCUUGAUAUCCGACUGGGCUAACGACGUUUUCUCCCUCAACCCGAGCACCGGAGUUUUCACUCUCACCGCCAGUCUUGAUUACGAACAGGUCCAGCAUUACAUCCUCGUCGUGCAGGCGACCGACGGAGGGACUCCGGCUCUUUCCUCCACCGUGACGGUUUAUUGUAACGUCAUCGACUUGAACGACAACGCCCCGGCUUUCGAGUCGGGUCCACACGCCGCGGAGGUUUUGGAGAACGCAACGAUCGGUACCGCGGUGUUAUCGGUCGGCGCUCAAGAUCUGGACUCCGGGGAUAACGGGAGAAUCGUCUACGCCAUCGCAGGGGGUGACGAAAACGGGGACUUUGGCGUCGCCCUUAACGGCACGGUGUUCACGAGGAGAUCGCUGGACCGCGAAACCAAACCACUGUACAAUUUGGUGCUUAGCGCCACCGACUGUCCGAAAGCACCUUAUCGACCUCUUUCGUCUACGGUACAGGUCACCGUGGUACUUUUGGACGUGAACGACGUAGCCCCGGAAUUUAUUUCACCGAAUCAAACGACGAUCAUGGAGAACACGCCGUCGAACACCGUGGUGAUGGCGAUAAAGGCCGUUGACCGUGACGAAGGUCGUAACGGCUACGUAGAGUACAGCCUCGAGGAACACAACAAGCUUCCCUUCAGUCUCGGUGCCGUUGACGGUCUCCUUCGUGUUUCCGGAGCUCUCGAUCGCGAACACAAGCCCAACUACACGCUCGAGGUGAUGGCCAGGGACAGAGGAGAGCCUCCUAAAUCAUCGUCGACCACUAUCGUCGUAACAGUACACGACGAGAACGACAACUCCCCCGUGUUCGAUCCGAGGUUGUACUCGGCAACGGUUGCGGAAAACGCGAGCAUAGGGGCCAGCGUUCUCCAGGUUUCGGCUACCGAUCUUGACGAGGGUGCGAACGGCAGGGUGCGUUACAGCAUAGCCGCCGGUGACGAUAACCGGGACUUCACCAUCUCCGAAGACGGCGGUGUCAUCAGAGUGGCGAAAAAUUUGAACUUCGAACGGAAAGCGCGAUAUCUUCUGACCAUCCGGGGAGAAGAUUGCGCCGUCGAAGUGGGCGAGACCUCGCGCCACGACACGGCGGAAGUGACCAUUUCCGUAUUGGACAUAAACGACAACGCUCCCGUCUUUCUCGAUUCUCCUUACCUGGCGCACGUUAUGGAGAACAUGGUGCCGCCCGGAGGCGGAUUCGUUAUACAGGUGAAGGCUUACGACGCCGAUACUCCACCCUACAACGACCAGGUGCGAUACUUUUUGAAAGAGGGAGACACGGAUUUGUUUCGCAUCAACGCCAGCACCGGUGAUAUCUUUCUACUCAGAGCUUUGGACAGGGAGAUGGUGCCGGAAUACACGUUGACACUGGUCGCCAUGGAUACCGGUUCUCCUCCGCUCACCGGCUCUGGGAUCGUCAAGGUUGUAGUUCUCGACGUAAACGAUCACAGCCCCGAAUUCGCCAGACAAGGAUACCAAGCUUCUGUAACCGAAAACUUACCAGCCGGAGCCUGGGUCGCCAAACCGUCAGCGACUGACAAAGACGAAGGCCCCAAUGCUCGGAUUCGGUACAGUCUGUUGGGUGAGAAGGCCGAACGAUUCGCCGUGGAUCCGGAAACCGGCGAAGUAACUACCUUGGAACGGCUUGACCGAGAACAGACCCCCGUUUAUCAUUUGACACUGGUUGCCCAAGAUUCGAGUCCCACAGAGCCGAGGGCUGCUGCGGUUAAUCUGACGAUUCUGGUCAAAGAUCUGAAUGACAAUGCCCCGAGAUUUUCCAGUCCGAGGUACACCGCGUACGUUCCCGACGCCACCAAACCGGGUGACUUCGUUUUCGGAGCGAAAGCGGUAGAUGACGACGAAGGUGAAAAUUCCCGGAUAGUCUACAAACUGCAAGGCGAAGAUUUGGGACGUUUCAACAUCGACCCUCACAGCGGUGUUAUCAAAGCAACGCAAGAAUUAGCCGGUGGCGAAACGACCUACCAGCUUCAAAUUCAAGCGACCGAUUGUGGAGUGGAACCAAAAUCUGUUACCGCGGACCUCGUCAUUCAUCUGUGGGGAAAGCAACUGUUUCCCAGUUUCAGAUCAACGGUCAACACCCGAUUCACUUUACCGGAAGACGUGCCCGAAGGAAGAGUCAUCGUAAGACUCAGCGCAUCCACUCCGAAAAUUGGAACAGCUAGCAAUUUGAUAUUCGGAAUGGCUGGUGGGAACGUUGGAGAUGCACUCAGAAUCGAACCACACACCGGAGAGGUUUUAGUUGCUUCUGGCUUCGAUUACGAAACGGCCCCUCACUACGAGGCUUGGGUGGAAGUCAGAGAUUCGGAUACACCGGCCCUUCGCAGCGUUGUUCAACUUCUCGUGAAUGUUACCGAUGCUAACGACAAUGCCCCGCUCAUGGAAGUAGCUAUCUACAACGCCACCGUCCUCGAGGAAGAGUAUCCACCUUUGUUUGUGACGAAAAUUUCUGCCAGAGACGCUGACUCCGGUGAAAAUGGCCAAGUCACCUAUCACCUUGUCGAUGACUUCGAGGAAUCUUUUGUCAUCGAUGAAAACAGUGGAGAAAUUUAUACAAACGCAAAAUUGGAUCGAGAAGAGAUCCCUUCGUACGAGUUGAUCGUCGAGGCUCGAGAUCAGGGUGAACCACAACUGACGGGAUCGGCAACGGUACUGGUUACUCUACUCGAUAAGAAUGACAACCCUCCGAUUUUCACCCGUUUGUUCAGCGUGAACGUGACAGAGAACGCGGAUCUCGGGUCAUUUGUGAUACGGGUCACUAGUUCUGACCAGGAUAUUGGUCAGAAUGCGAAUGCCACGUACAGUUUCACAGAUAAUCCGGGAGGGAAGUUUUCCAUUGACGCACUAAGCGGAAACGUAACAGUUGCUGGACAUCUCGACCGAGAAGAACAGGAUGAAUAUCUUUUGAAGGUGGUUGCUGUGGAUGGUGCAUGGCGCCAGGAGACAUCCCUAACAAUAACGAUACAGGACCAAAACGAUAAUGCUCCGGAAUUUGACGAAGAAUCCUACUAUUUCCAUUUUCCGGAAUUGCAGCAUCGGGUGGCACAUGUUGGCCAAGCGGUGGCAACCGAUCAUGACAAGCAAGGUCCCAACUCCGUAAUAUCGUAUAGCCUACUGCAACCUUCCGAUCUAUUCACAGUAGACCCUGCCACGGGAGAUAUAUUCAGUAAAAGAACGCUGAAGUACAAACACACACAGCAGGAAUCGUCGCCCGAGAACUUUUAUUCAUUAACAGUCGUUGCUACCGAUAAUGGAAAACCACCUAUGUCAUCAAAAGUUGUUAUAUCAGUGAGUGUCGUCGACGCAAACAACAAUGCACCCAAAUUUGAACAACGGUCGUAUCUGUCACCUGUGCCGGAGGGAUAUCCAGUCGGCAAAAGGGUGGUUAUGCUCGAGGCUAAAGACGAGGCUGAUUUCGGAGUGAACGCUGAAAUCGAAUAUAUAUUGAUCAAUGGGAACGGUAGCACAUAUUUCACCGUUAACCAGGCGAGCGGAUGGGUCGUAGUUAGUAAAUCUUUAGCGAAUUUGUCGGUUGGAACGACAUUCAUCCUUAAUGUUAAGGCGGUGGAUAAGGGAGUUCCGCCCCAAAAAGAUGAAGUCACAUUGACCCUUGUAAUAACCGGGGAAAAUCGUCACCCUCCAACUUUCACCGCGCUUAGUUAUCAAGUGAUUGUGCCAGAAAACGAACCAAUAAACUCUACGAUUCUAACUGUGAGUGCCGCGGAUGGAGACGAUGGUCCAAAUGGCUUGGUGCGCUACAAAAUAUCUGCUGGGAACGAACGCAAGGAGUUUUCUGUUCAUUCAAUUACAGGCGCAGUCACCAUCCUGGAACCGUUAGAUUACGAUACGGUGCAAGAAUAUCGUCUUAAUAUCACAGCUACGGAUUUAGGCUUCGAACCAAAACAGGCUACGGCUACGCUGACUGUGACUCUGACCGACAUCAACGACAAUCCACCAGUCUUCAAUCAAACUUCUUACGAAGCAUAUUUACCUGAAAAUUCACCGCCCCAUACUCUUGUUCAUAAAGUCACAGCGACCGAUAUAGACUCGCCGAAGUAUGCAAUCAUCCAGUACAGAAUUCUUGGUGGGAGUGGCAAGGAACAUUUUGAAAUUCAGCAAGAUUCUGGUGUCAUUUUGUCCAAGAUAAGUUUUGAUUACGAAGAAGCUAAUGAAUAUUCGUUGGAUAUCGUUGCUGCCAAUCCAGACUCGAAUCCCCAGAUGGUUGGCUUUACUACAGUUGUUGUGCAUAUCACGGGUGUGAAUGAAUUUUAUCCAAAGUUUAUUCAGCCAGUAUUUCACAUGGAUGUUUCGGAGAGUGCGGAAGUUGGGACAUCUGUAGGAUUGGUACAAGCUACUGAUCAGGACUCUGGAGAAGACGGACGAGUCUAUUAUCUUUUCGUUGGUUCUUCGAAUGAUCGUGGGUUCAGUAUUGGUCCCGAAACCGGUAUUAUCAGUGUCUCGAGGCGACUAGACCGCGAAACACAGAACAGGGUUGUAUUGGCAGUAAUGGCCAAAAAUGCGGGUGGAAUACGUGGAAAUGACACGGACGAAGGACAAGUUAUCAUCUCGAUUCAAGACGGUAAUGAUCCGCCCGAGUUUCUUCAAAAUCUCUACGAAGCCAGCUCUUCUGAAGGUGCUGCACUGGGAACACGGAUUCUGACUGUACGAGCUGUGGACAAAGAUGUGCGCCCCCAAAAUAAUCAAUUCUCUUAUUCUAUAAUCGGGGGAAACAUUGGCCAAGUCUUCAAAGUCGAUCCACAGACUGGUGACAUCGAAACUGCGAAACUGUUGGACCGAGAAACAGUACCGAAUUACGAACUGAUUGUUGGAGCUAUUGAUACGGGUUCACCGCCGCAGACUGGCACAGCAACGGUAAACAUAGAACUCUUGGAUGUGAACGACAAUGGGCCGAUUUUCGAUCCUCCAGAAGUAACAGGAUACAUUAGCGAAAAUGAACCCGCUGGAACCAGUAUCAUGACUCUGAGUGCCAUGGAUCCAGACUUGCCGCCGAACGGAGCACCAUUCUCAUACAGACUAGUCGGUGGUAAGCAGAAAGAUUUGGUUCAGUUGGACAAACAUUCUGGUGUACUGAAGACGACCAGAAGUCUGGAUAGGGAGCUCACACCUCAAUUAGAUCUGGUGGUUGACGUAGAAGAUUCUGGAUUUCCACGAAUGCAUAAUGAGCAUACGAUAACGGUAAUCGUUUUGGAUCAAAACGACAGCCCAUCUACUCCACGUUCCGUUCAUGUAAUGGUCCAUUCGUUCAAUGGUCAGGCUCCUUUAGGAAAAAUUGCCAAUGUUCAUCCAAAUGAUCCAGACACUACUGGUGAUUAUACAUGCAAGAUAUUGCAUGGUGCCAACUCUGGUGUUCUCAGUAUUCCAACAGGAUGUGAUCUGCACACCAACAAAAUUACACCAGGUUUGGGAUAUUCUUUAAGCGUCUCUGGUAACGACGGUAGACAUCCCGAUGUGCUAUCAAAGGUGACGGUUGAAUUCCUGACUUUCACAAAUGUAACAGUGGAGAAUACUGUGACUUUGCGUAUUGCACGAGUCAGCGCUAUGAAAUUCCUGGCCCAAUAUUAUCGGGCUCUGGUAGAUUUACUGCAGACUGAGAUGGACGUUGGGGAUACGCUGACGAUCUACAGUAUCGUGGAAAAUAAUUCCGAUUUAGAUAUUUCCUUAGCCAUCAAAUCACCACAGGGAUACCAUUCAAAAUCUGAAGUGAUAGAGCUGCUAUCUCGGAAACGGGAUGAAAUACGAACUCUUCUCCAAGAAGCAAUGAUCACCGUUGGUUAUUCACCUUGCGAGCAAAUGGCAUGUGAAAAUGGAGGCGCUUGCAGUGAUCAAUUAGUCGUCUACGAAGAUACUAGAAUGACCGAUAGCCAAACUCUGAUCCUGACAUCCCCAAAAGUUCAGCAUGAAAUGAUUUGUAGAUGUCCUGAUGGAUUCACUGGCGACAGAUGUGAGCGACGACAAGAUCCAUGUUCACCGAACCCGUGCUUACUGGGUGGACAAUGUCGCCGCCUUGGUUACGACUUUCAUUGCACCUGUUCUCUGGGUCGAGAGGGUAAAUUGUGUGAACUUGAACGGGGUGAUGCUUGUGCGAGUAAUCCUUGCAGAAACGGUGGAUCGUGUAGAGAAAGUCCGGAUGGCUCCAGUUUCUUUUGUCUCUGCCGAGCAGGGUAUAGAGGAAAUCACUGUGAGGCCGUCACUGAUUCAUGUAGACCGAAUCCUUGCCUGCAUGGAGGUCUCUGCGUUGGACAGAAGCCUGGAUACCGAUGCAGUUGUCCAGAGGGACGUUACGGUCGCCAUUGUGAGCGUUCAAGUUUUGGUUUUGAAGAACUGUCGUACAUGGCAUUUCCAACAUUGGAUGCUAAUACGAAUGACAUCACUAUUGUAUUCGCAACAACAAAACCCAACGCGCUGCUUUUAUACAACUAUGGUCCGCAAACCGGUGGGCGUUCUGAUUUUGUAGCAUUGGAAUUGGUAAAUGGAAGAGCCGUGUUCUCGUAUGGUGGAGCCAGAAGUGCCAUUACAUCGGUCACAAUCAGGGCAGGUGAACCAUUAGCGGACGGCGAAUGGCGAAAAGUCACAGCUACCAGGAAUGGAAGAGUUGUUUCGUUGAGCGUUUCGAAUUGCAGAGAACAUGGUGACUUGUGCGAAGAUUGCAGACCUGGAGACGUUACUUGCUAUGCCGAUGAUAUCGGCCCUACUGGAACUUUGAACUUUCACAACAAUCCACUUAUGCUGGGUGGGUUAGCAAACGCUGACCCCGUCCUAGAACGGCCGGGUCAAGUGCAUUCAGAUGACCUCGUUGGCUGUGUUCAUUCAGUUUCCAUCAAUGGAAGAGCUUUGAAUCUUACCAAUCCCACAUCAUCACGAGGGGUGAAGGCAACUUGUGGAAGGUCUGAACGAAGCCCCUGUGCUAGGGGUAAAGACGACUUUUCAGCGUGUGGUCUCAAUGGAAAAUGUUAUGACAAGUGGCAUCAAGCAGUCUGUCAAUGUGACAAAUUUACUGCACCGAAUUGCCUGGGUGCUCUUGAGCCUGUUAACUUGAGCGAUGGCGGAUACAUCGAAUUCAAGGUCUCGGAAAAGCACAAAAGAAUGCAGCUUUUGGAAUAUCUGUAUGGAGGAUCGACAUUGUGGCAUAGAAAUCGGGUGACUAGGGAAACAAAUGAAGAGAGUAGUCUAUUAACUAUGACUCCAGCCCCUCCUAAGACAAUCGGAUUGAUGUUUCGAACUGUGCGGGCAGAUGGAAUUCUAAUUUAUGCCGCUACCAACAAACAUUUUACAGCUAUUGAGCUACGCAGAGGACAAUUGACUUAUUCAUCGCUGUUGGGCUCUCCAGUAAACAUGACAGGUUCGAUUGAAGGUGGCUUGGCUGAUGGACGUUGGCAUAAUUUAACUCUACAUGCUUACUCGCGUGGUCUUAGACUGCUAAUUGAUGGGGUUUUGACCGGUGAUGAACUGGAUUCAGCUGGCGUUCAUGACUUCUUGGACCCAUAUCUAUCUGUUCUGUCCAUUGGUGGAGUACAGCAAGACCUUUACUAUGCUCAUGAUUCGGUUCCAAAAAGCUUUGAAGGAUGCCUAGCAAACUUUUCGAUAAACAACGAAAUACAACCUUUCAAUGGGUCUGGGUCCGUUUUCAAAGACGUUAUUUAUCAUGGAAAAGUAGGCCUGAGUUGCCGGGGUCCUAUAGGAAUAAGUGCAGCAGCGGCACCAGACCCAUUGAGCAUUGGCAUCACACUGGUCAUCGUGUUUUUCGUUAUCUUAUUAGUUGCCAUAUUGGUCAGCUUUGUGGUUUUCAGACUACGACGGCAAAGUAAAGAAAAAACAGCUCCUUCUGGAGUGAACAAGAGCAAUAAUACCAUCAUGGCAGGCAAUGCUUUAGUAGGACCUGGGAGUGACAGCAUGAUGUCCAGACACGAAAAUACUUAUAUAUCAGACACAUCUGAUCUACGUGGAGUUGGACACAUGGGUCCAGAACUUAUUUCCAAGAAAUACAAAGAACGUGAGAUAAACACAUCAGAACAUAGGUCACAGAGACCAGAUAUCAUUGAAAGAGAGGUGACAAAAUCACCUCCAAUUCGAGAUGAACAUCCUCCGCUACCACCACCAACACAAAGCUCAUUACACUCCCAUGAGCAUAAUCCAGAACCAGAAAUGCCUGAACAUUACGAUCUUGAAAAUGCUAGUUCCAUCGCGCCUAGUGAUAUUGAUAUAGUUUAUCACUACAAAGGAUAUCGUGAUGGAAUGCGUAAAUACAAGGCGACUCCACCACCAAUCGGCAGCUACGCCAAUCAUCAUAAACAUACAGGACAACAACACAGACACACGGGGCCUUUUCCACCAAGGGCAAUGCCACCACCAGCUGUUGGUCAGCCUCCUGGACCAGCCCCAAAAUUACUACAGAGCACUCCACUGGCCAGGUUAUCACCAAGUAGUGAACUGUCUGCGCAACAGCCAAGAAUACUCACGCUACAUGAUAUUAGUGGCAAACCCUUACAGAGUGCUUUACUAGCAACAACCUCUUCGUCUGGUGGAGUUGGAAAGGAUGCCUUGAACUCAAACAGUGAAAGGAGUCUGAAUUCUCCAAUAAUGAGUCAAUUAUCAGGCUCAACUGCGAGUCGAAAGGCUCCCCAGUCGAAUAAUGAAAAUGUCAAUAAUGUUUCGUCAGGCCCUAUGGGGUUAACGGCCGAAGAAAUUGAGAGAUUAAACUCAAGACCACGGACUUCAAGUUUAGUAUCUACCUUGGAUGCGGUCAGCUCAUCGAGUGAAGCAAGAGGUCCCCCAACUCAUGGUCCCUUACAUCUUCAUAGACGACAUACACCCCCACCAGAGAGAUUAGAAAGACGAAACUCCUCAACCACAGAUGAAAGUGGAAAUGAUAGUUUUACCUGUUCUGAAAUAGAAUACGACAAUAACUCAUUAGUUGGAGAUAAAAGAUCAGACAAUUUAUUCAGUAAACCUGACAACGAAGAAGUUCCACCAAGACCCGCAGAAUCCUCACAAUCUUCGAAGCCUCCCCUCCCACCCAAUGUAAAUUACGAUGGCUUUGAUAGUUCAUUCAGAGGCUCCCUAAGUACAUUAGUAGCUUCAGACGACGAUCUCUCAACACACAUGGGAGGGUUGUACAGGCCAACAAAUAACGGCUCACCAUCAGCUAACACAGCUUUAAGCUGGGAUUAUUUGUUAAACUGGGGUCCAAACUUUGAAAGUUUAGUUGGCGUUUUUAUAGACAUUGCUGAAUUGCCGGAUAGUGCCAGUCGGGUACCUAGCACACUCAGAUUGCCAGCUAGUAUACCCAAACCUUCUGAAGAGUAUGUCUAAAGUGACAUUUCAAAUAAUAGAAUAAACUAAUGUAGUUGGACGAAAAUAACUUUUGUCCUAAAGUGGAUUAACUAUAACAUUGUGGAUAAUUAAGAUUACAAAACGAAGAAAAACAGUCAUUAUUUGAACGUAAAACAAUGUAUAGGACAGUUGGGAAUCUGAUAAAAACAGAAGACUGUUCCAGAAAAUGGAGUAAAAACAUGUUGUAAUUAAUCCAAUGUCACAGUGAUAAUUAAUGGUGCACCAUAUAUCUGUAAACUUACAUUCGAAAUACCAAUCACAGUGAUAAGAUACCGUGAUGCUGAACAUCUUGCCAUACAAUGUUCUAUAGGACUCUCUAAGAGAAGAUAUUUAAAUAUAUUAGUUUCGAAACAAAGUAGCUUGUUAAUCAUAGUUCAUGAUUUUCAUCACCUUGUAUCAGGGUGUAUGAUUUUUAGAAACGUAUUUAAAAUCAAUUACAAAUUGAUCAAUUGAACAAAGCUGUUGAAGGAAAUGUAUGAAUGGUUUUGUUCUAUGUUUGAAAAAUUCAAAGUUUCUGACGAUUAAUUCUAGAGCUAAUUUAGGAAUAAAUGUCAUCAUUUUAAAAUUCAAAGCUGACAAAUGUUAUCGGCCUCAAUAUUCGUCUUGAUGACUCAAAGUUGUGUAAUAAUACUAUUGUGAACAAAAUACUCGCCAUUGAGAAAGCGGCGAAUUCUCAUAUUCCUUACAAAAAUCUGGAAACUGCCAUUGUUGCAAUCCUAGCCAUAACAGCGCUCUUGCACAACAAUAACGAAAAAUAUUUUGUUCAAACUGCCAGACUGAUUUUAUAUAUUUUAUGUAAUAUAGCUAUGACGAAAUAAUUUUCAACAAUGUUUCAAUGAAUGUAAAUUAUGAUACUUGUUUUGUAAAUAUAGUAUGAGUGGGAUUGUGUUCUGUAAAAAUAUUGAGUGAAUGUAUAAAAAUCGAUGAAUGGUAUCUGCGACAUUUGUAAUAAAUAUUAAAUUUAUUA
Athalia rosae (coleseed sawfly) is the source of this 18278-nucleotide messenger RNA. RefSeq names its product cadherin-related tumor suppressor (gene ft). Gene Ontology annotation, cellular component: plasma membrane; cell-cell junction. Gene Ontology annotation, biological process: homophilic cell-cell adhesion. Bases 2051 to 17290 code for a protein of 5079 amino acids. NCBI's taxonomy places the organism in Eukaryota, Metazoa, Arthropoda, Insecta, Hymenoptera, Athaliidae. Gene Ontology annotation, molecular function: calcium ion binding. The record is from RefSeq and is a predicted model, not a curated record. The transcript has 20 exons.